AUGGCCUCCGGUUCAUCUAGAGCAAGAGGAGGAGGAGAAGAAAGCACCCACCACACCAUCCUGCAGCAUCGGCCGGAUCCUGGGCGCCUGGGCUGCGACCCCCCAGGCUGCGGAGCCAGCACAGCCCGAUCCUGGCCGGAGCGAGGAAGGCUUGGAGAUGCCGAGGCAGUUGGCCACCGAAGCCGGCUCAGGAAAGGGAAUUUCCAACCAAAACCGCAUUUGGAGCAUUUAGAGGAGAAGCUGAAGCUCUUGGGUCUGGAAGGAGGCGGGGAGGAGAAGGAGCGUCUCUGUUCCUGGCGCAAGAGGCCGUGCGCCUUCAAGGGUGGUGCGGAAGUACCUGGAUCCCACCACGACGGACCGAGGGCUCACGGACGUCCCACUACAGCCUACGGAGAGGAAUCUGCCCCAGAGGACAAGGAGCAAAUACACAGUGACCUGGAGAAGCUCAAGAAACAAAGGGAAGAGAUUUUGGAAUUGAAAAUAAGCGGAGAGAGGCAAUGCCAGGACUAUUUGAUGCAGACGGAGGUUGAGAGGCAGAAGAUCGUGUCGGAAUUUCGGCAGCUGCGCCGGUUUCUGAAGGACCAGGAGCUCGUCCUCCUGGCCCGGCUGGGAGAGCUGGACAGAGAGAUGAUGAGGAGGCAGGAGGAAGAGGAGACCAAGAUGUCAGGGGAGAUUUCGCUCCUCGACAUCCUGAUCUGUGAGAUGGAGAAGAUGCUCGAGCAACCUGCGAGCAGAUUCCUGCAGGACGCCCGAAGCACCGUGGACAGGUGGGAGGUGGGCAGUGCUCGGAGGAUGAUGGAGACCUUCUCGGACCUGGAGAGGAGGCUCCGUGCCGUUUCUCGGCAGAACGAUGUCCUCAGAGAGACGCUGGGGAGAUUUCAAGACAUUUUGCCAUCUGAGCUGGAGAAAGAGCAAGAACCAUCUCUAGGAGGAGGUGGAAAAG
Pelecanus crispus (Dalmatian pelican) is the source of this 943-nucleotide messenger RNA. The record is from RefSeq and is a predicted model, not a curated record. Lineage: Eukaryota; Metazoa; Chordata; Aves; Pelecaniformes; Pelecanidae.